Molecule: messenger RNA, 6136 nt
Organism: Perca fluviatilis (European perch)
Lineage: Eukaryota; Metazoa; Chordata; Actinopteri; Perciformes; Percidae
Gene: mindy2
Product: MINDY lysine 48 deubiquitinase 2
Exons: 9
Coding region: 103-2085 (660 amino acids)
Biological process (GO): protein K48-linked deubiquitination
Cellular component (GO): cytosol; cell periphery
Molecular function (GO): cysteine-type deubiquitinase activity; K48-linked deubiquitinase activity; cysteine-type carboxypeptidase activity
Source: RefSeq, a predicted model, not a curated record
UCACUCUAAUGACGUCACUCGCAGAGUUGUCAUGGCGUCUUUGGGAUUGAAGCUGCUGCUGCUGCAACUGAGCUAAAAUCUGUCGACAGUCUGUAAAUCGAAAUGGAGAAAAAUGCAAACCUGCAUCGAGACACUGACGGGAGCUCUUUGUGUGCCACGAUUGCGGGAGAGAUGGGCGAUGUUACGGCUGUCGGCGGAGUGAAAGGAACAGCCGAGAAAUGCAAGAAUAGUGAGGCUCCUCUCAGUACUUUGGUUAACGUUAGUUGUAAUAACAGCACCACAAAUGUAAGUGCUCCCAGCGCCGUUAAUGCAAUUUCCAGUGCUGGAAAGUCUGGCGUACCAGAAGUGAUCCAAGUCCUCCCAGUGCAGGAGGAUACAAAGAACACCAACACGAGCGGGUCCGGGGAUCAGAUCAGUAACGGGAUGGAGAAUGACUCGGAGCUGGCUGCAGAAGAUAGCGAGGGUGGUGCCUCAAAGUUAGUAAACAACAAAAUCGACGGCCCGUCCUCACCUCCCGCUAAGGAGGGUACAGAUGUGCAGGCUGUGGUCGUGGCUUGUGAAGAAAGUAAACCGACAAAACUUGCCAAACCGACUAAUCUGUGUCCGGACAAUGCAAUCGCAGCAAACGUCAAGCCGGGGCUGUCCGGUGAUCACACCUUAUCGGAGGGAUUGCCGAGUGGGAGUGACCCCGAUCACAGCCUCGGUGUAGAGUCCCGAAGCAUAGAUUCACUCGAGUCCUUCUCCAACCUCAACUCCUGCCCCAGCUCCGACCUGAACAGUGAGGGACUGGAGGACAGAGGACUGGCCCUGGCCCUGCAGGGCGAGUACGGGGCUGAUGGGACAAAGACUUCGUGUGCUAAGGACCGGGCCGCCGGCCAGUCCAUAUACCACAUUAAGUGGAUCAAGUGGAGGGAGGAGAAUACGCCGAUCAUCACCCAGAACGAGAACGGCCCCUGUCCAUUACUGGCAAUUAUGAAUGUCCUACUGCUUGCAUGGAAGGUUAAGAUGCCACCUAUGAUGGAAAUUAUAACUGCUGAGCAACUGAUGGAGUAUCUUGGAGACUACAUUCUGGAAACCAAACCUAAAGAGAUAUCGGAGGCUCAGCGGCUAAACUAUGAGCAGAACAUGAGUGAUGCCAUGGCAGUGUUGCACAAGCUGCAGACAGGUCUGGAUGUGAACGUGAAGUUCACAGGGGUGCGAGUCUUCGAGUACACCCCAGAAUGCAUUGUGUUUGAUCUGCUCGACAUCCCUCUCUACCACGGCUGGCUGGUGGACCCCCAGAUGCAAGACAUUGUCAAGGCAGUGGGCAACUGCAGCUACAACCAGCUAGUAGAGAAGAUAAUAUCCUGCAAACAGUCAGACAACAGCGAGCUGGCAGGAGAAGGCAUUGUUGCAGAGCAGUUUCUGAGCAGCACAGCCACUCAGCUUACGUACCACGGCUUGUGUGAGCUCACCUCCACCGUACAGGAGGGAGAGCUCUGUGUCUUCUUUAGGAAUAACCACUUCAGCACCAUGAUCAGAUACAAGGGCCAGCUGUAUCUCCUGGUUACAGACCAAGGUUUCCUGACCGAGGAGAAGAUCGUCUGGGAGAGUCUGCACAACGUCGACGGAGACGGCAACUUUUGUGAUUCCGAGUUCCGGUUGCGGCCUCCCUCCGAUCCAGAGACUGUGUAUCGCGGCCAGCAGGAUCAGAUAGACCAGGACUAUCUGAUGGCGCUGUCACUGCAGCAGGAGCAGCAAAGCCAGGAUCUACAGUGGGAGCAGCUCCCCGAGGGCAUCAGCGACCUAGAGCUGGCAAAAAAGCUUCAGGAGGAGGAGGACCGACGAGCCUCCCAGUACUAUCAGGAGCAAGAGCAGGAGCAGGCGGCGGCGGCGGCAGCAGCAGCAGCGCAGCAGGGCCAGCAGGAGCCUGCCGAGGGAGACGAGGGGGACAGAGGCGGUGCAGGAGCAGGCGGAGCAGCAGCCGGUACUGGGACGGCAGCAGCAGCCGGAGCCACACCCAGCCCAGAGAAAAAACAGUCCUCUAGCGGGGAGCGCAAAGCCAAGAAAGAAGCGAAGGAUAAAGACAAAUGUGUUAUUUUGUAACAUACAGCCUGUCUGUGUGAGUGUGAGUGUUUUAUGCAUUUGCUUAUCUGUGAUAAGGGGACAGCAUUUGUUUCUCCACGGACUGGACACACAAUGCCCAGCCCCCACUUGAUGACAAACAAGGGAAGGAGACGUUUUGAGGAGAGACUAACAGAGGGUUUGCUGUUCCCAAACCACUGGUGCCUGCUAUCCUCUAUCCUCAGUGGAACCUGGACAUCAGAGGAAAGGACACUACAACGACAACUACCCCUGGUCUUUCAUAGAGUCGGCCAAACUUUGUUACAAGUUGCACAGUGCACUAUAUUUGUGAUGUGGAGUCAAGUUGAUUUGGGGUGGUAUAUUUUAUAGCAAAAGAUAUAAUCUGAAGAAACAAAAUGUCACCCUUGCACGAUGUUCUUUUCCGAAAAGAAAGUAUCAUUAAUUUCACUCAUUUUUCAUUACUGCAGCUCAUAAACCUUUUUUUGUACGUAUCAAUAUUCACGAAACUUAUAUAGACAGACGUGCGUUUUUUAAGUUGAUGCCAAGAUUCACAUUUUAUUUAUUUAUCUGUGUAAGAGGUAUCUUUUGGGAGAGGUUUUAUUUUUUUCUGCAAACUGAGAGGGAUUUGCUCAUAAUGUUGCCAGUUGGAAAUCCGUGUAACACUAUUUGUCCCCUCCGAAACACUAUGUACCUAAGGGUUAAUUAAUGCCAGAUAGCUGCCAGACACUGUAGCUACGGAACAAUAUUCAUCACAGCUAGCCCUGUUCAGAUUUGCCUUACCAGAGUAUGGCAGUGUUGUAUUCUGCUCUGUUUGAAUGUGAAUGUGAAUGUGUGUUUGUUUUCAUGCGUUCGCUAUGUACAGUACACGUGCGGAAUCCUUGUCUCAUUUACCGAGCAACACUGAUGUAACAAGUUACAAUUUGGGAAAAGCCAAAUCUUUUACGCUGUAUUAGUUCAGCUACAAAUACAGAUUUCAACAGGAGUUUUGUCUGUUUCUGCGUGAGACACAACUAGCUUUUGGCAGAUUUGAUUUUGUGUUAGAAGUCACCCAGUUUCGAGUGUAUAGUAGUUCUGAAAGGCCAUUUUCUUUCACGCAGUCUCUUCUUGCAGCUUCCUAGAGGAGGGAGAGUGUGUGUGUGUGUGUGUGUGUGUGUGUGUGUGUGUGUGUGUGUGUGUGUGUGUGUGUGUGUGUGUGUGUGUGUGUGUGUGUGUGUGUGUGUGUGUGUGUGUGUGUGUGUGUGUGUGUGUGUGUGUGUGUGUGUGUGUGUGUGUGUGUGAAAAAAAAUACUGCAGAAUUCAUGAUAUUAUAUUCUUCUAAACUAGGAAGUUCAAAUAAUAUAUGUGAUAUUGUACUACUGACAUGUACUAUUCUUUUCCACAAACCUGAAUCCAAACCCCAAAAUCUGUGACACAUCACAUUAGUUUCAACUCCAGUUACAUUGUUGGAAACCUGACUUGUUUCCUGCUGUAGCUAUGUUGAGUAGAUAUUUUCUUCCGUGGGUUUAAUUCAAAGUCGCUUUUUCUAGCCCCCUUCUGUGUAGAAAUUCACCAAUGUGAAAUUCAGAGGGAUGUAAAUUCAUCAGUUGUUUUUGUGGAACAUAAGGCCAAAUAAUCAAACCGCUGUCCUGGGGGGCAUAGGAUAUACAUUGGAAUUCUGUGGUAUCACCUUUAACUUGUGUGCAUUUCACUUCAGCGUGCAAACACAUGAUGUACAUAUUUACCUAAUGCGUUCUUAUAAUAGAUUUAGCUAGUGGUUUGUGCCAUUAUUGUACCAUGGGACUGCCUCCUGAGAAACUUUUCUAUCUAUACAUUCCAAGUGGAUGCCUUGACUCGAGCCUUCUGUUACAGACUGAGGGAGACAGUUGUCAUAGUUCUUUGCAGUGCUUGUAAAGUGCGGCCUCCAUUAUUUUGUUCAGUGAAAACAAAUUCACUGUCCGGACAGGACAAUUACAUUGAGGCAGAAGGCUUCCUGCUGUGUGGGAACCCUUUCUUAUGGGCUUCAUGUGAUGGCUGGAGUUUGAGCUCCAUGUUUGUUUGGCCCUAACAAGGCUGUGUUUUGUAUAUAUAUAUAACGCCUUACAAUAUUUUAUAGGACAUAUAGGAUAUAUACAUAUAGGAAAGGAAACCGGCGCAUUACCAGAACGAGACAAUCCAUGCAUUUUUUUUCACAUGAACAUCAGAAAUACUCUCAGGCCUUUUGUGAAGGGACAUAUCCUCCAGUGUCUUUUAUGUUCCUUGGCCUGUAGUCACUUUCUCAGUCGCAACUUUAGGUAUCCGCUUAUGUAUACACACAACUAUUUUGACACUUUGAAGGACUUUAACACUAUAUUAUUUAAGACCCUCAUUGUUGAACUUGAUACUAAAAAACUAUGAAUUAAGCUGCUCCUGUUGUGUUAACUUGGACUACCUGAUAGAAAAUAAAAACCUUGGACAGGGUUAAGAAACAUGAAUUAUGUACACUUUUCAUUGACUCCUUAGCAUCUUUUUUUUCCAUGCAGUUAAAACAAAUAACACAUAUAAUCAUAAGGUAAACGCAAGAAGGCAGAGGGGAAGCUUUCAGCAACAUUGUGCUUUUUCUUUUUUUGUCCGUCUUCUGAAUUUCACCUCAUUUCCAUCUCGGCCCAUCAAGUGAACAUGCUGAUUAAACAUUCCAGUGGAAGUUUAAAAAAUGGAACUUCACUGAGGGCAGUUUGAAUUGAUAUGAAAAUUUGUUAUGUUGGUUGAUGUUUGUAUGAGUAAAAAGAGUGCAGAGUGACACAUGCCACGCAUUUUUAUUACUUCAGAUUUACUAUUGUGCAUUAGCUUGCUAUCCCUAGUCAUUACUACCAGAAUAUGAUAUUUUUGUUGUAAUGUUUGUUUCACCCUAGUUCCUAAGACAAAUUGAUCAGAAGGAUAUUGUGUGUUCAAUGUCUCAAAGUGGUUUUUAUUGUAUGCCUUGUAAAAGUGAUGGUGGGGUAAAUGCUGUAAUCUUAGUGUUUUGACAAGGUGGUCGUUGAACAAGUAGUCGUCGUAAUUGGUUUUGCACUGUUACAUUGAUAUGCACUAACAGAAGAGAAACAUACCUCAUUUUAUACAGAACAUAAAUUGUGCAAGAGUGCUAUUGUCCUUUGGGUACCUUUUGAAAACUGAAUAACGGCCAAAAGAAUUAUUUUAACAACAUGGUAGUGGUAUCUUAAACCAGCUAAAUAAUAUUAAUUUGUAAAAGUAUGAAAGGGUUGUUAACAUUUUUUUGGCUUAAAAUGAAAGUACAUUUGUUAAAAAAAUAUUACCACUUCAAUAGAACUUGCUGUAAUUUGAUAUAUUCAGGUUAGUGGUACACCUAAACCAGGCAAAAGGCUACCAGUAAAAAGGCCUGAGUACCAGCACACAGAUGAGGAAGAUGUGAAUUACAACGAUAGAUGCUGUCAUUUGAUUGGUCUAACAGAAGCAGUUUUUCUCAAAGUACAGAAGAAAAUAUGUAGACAACACUGGUACUCGACUCAAUCAGCAAAAAAUGGUGGAGGUGCACCCCUAAUUCAGGUAAUUAUUUUUCCAGUCCAGAGUCCAUCAUUUAACUACACAACUUUUCACAAAUACACUCAAACUUUGACAAACAAAAAAGGGGGAAAGGGUGCUUUUUAAGGCUUCAAUGUUGUCAUCUUUGUAGCAGAGGGAAAUGUUCAUUCUUGUUGCAUGAGACACACAUCCAGAGUGCUGAACAAUCUAAAGGGAGACGUUUUCUUUAAUGCAAUAUCAAACUCCCAGACUGUACUUUGUGGACUGAAAAGUUAGGCAGAGUAAAACUUUAUUAACGACCCCAGGAAUAUAAUUUCCACUGUACGGCCCAUUUUGUUUAUAUUUCACAUAAAACAUACAUGCAAAAGGAGUUUGUGAAUAUGGGAGGUUACUCAUUUGUGUUGAUUUCAAUGUUCAUCUAUUUACAUAAAUGACCAAAUAAUGUAUGUAGCCUUUCACAGUCACAUAAUGUAUAUGGUGAUAAAUAUAUAUAUACAUAUAUAUAACAAAAUGCCUUAUAGACGAGGGACAUUCAACCUGAUUAAAAGUACCUGGAUAUUAAAAGACUAAAGAUCAA